GCCUCCUGGCCGAGGAUGGGGACGGGCACCACGCACUCCCGGGGCAGGAAACCCGCUCCGGCCGUCUCCAACGGGGGCAUCCCCGGGAAGAAGUGCGGCACCAUCAUCCUCCUGGCCGAAGAGCUGGGCAACUGCCGGGACGUGGCCACGCUGCAGUUCUGCGCCAACAAGCUGGACAAGAAGGAUUUCUUCGGCAAAUCCGACCCCUUCCUGGUCUUCUACCGGAGCAACGAAGACGGGACCUUCACCAUCUGCCACAAGACGGAGGUGGUGAGGAACACGCUGAACCCGGUGUGGCAAGCCUUCGCCAUCCCCGUGCGCGCCCUCUGCAACGGCGACUACGACCGGCCCAUCAAGGCGGAGGUGUACGACUGGGACCGCGACGGCAGCCACGACUUCAUCGGCGAGUUCACCACCAGCUACCGGGAGCUGGCGCGGGGGCAGAGCCGCUUCAACGUCUACGAGGUGGUGAACCCCAAGAAGAAGAUGAAGAAGAAGAAGUACCUGAAUUCGGGGACGGUGACACUGCUGUCCUUCGCCGUGGAGUCCGACUACACCUUCUUGGACUACAUCAAGGGCGGGACCCAGAUCAACUUCACGGUGGCCAUCGACUUCACGGCGUCCAACGGUAACCCGUCGCAGUCCACCUCGCUGCACUACAUGAACCCCUACCAGCUCAACGCCUACGCCAUGGCCCUCAAGGCGGUGGGCGAGAUCAUCCAGGACUACGACAGCGACAAGAUGUUCCCCGCGCUCGGCUUCGGGGCCAAGAUCCCGCCGGACGGGCGCGUGUCCCAUGAGUUCCCGCUGAACGGCGACGCGGCCAACCCCUCGUGCAACGGCAUCGAGGGCAUCCUGGAGGCUUAUCACAAGAGCCUCAAGAGCGUCCAGCUCUACGGUCCCACCAACUUCGCCCCCGUGGUCAACCACGUGGCCCGCUCGGCAGCGGCGGUGCCCGACGGCUCCCAGUACUUCGUGCUCCUCAUCAUCACCGACGGCGUCAUCUCGGACAUGGCGCAGACCAAGGAGGCCAUCGUCAACGCUGCCGCGCUCCCCAUGUCCAUCAUCAUCGUCGGCGUCGGCCAGGCCGAGUUCGACGCCAUGGUGGAGCUGGACGGCGACGACGUCCGCGUCUCCUCCCGGGGCAAGGUGGCCGAGCGCGACAUCGUGCAGUUCGUCCCCUUCCGCGACUACAUCGACCGCACGGGCAACCACGUGCUCAGCAUGGCUCGCCUGGCCAAGGACGUCCUGGCCGAGAUCCCCGACCAGGUCGUCUCCUACAUGAAGGGCCGCGGCAUCAAGCCGCAGCCGGCACCCCCGGACCCGCCGACCCCCCCGGCACCCACCCAGCCCUGAUAGCACCCGGGCACCCGCUACCGGUGCCUUGGCCGGGCUGGGGGGCUUCUCCUCCGCCAGGCUCUGGGUGGGCUCUGUCCCCGGUGCGGGGGGGGGGGGGAGCUGGACUCCAGCCAUGGGUGCCAAGCAGGGAUGUUUUCCAAGCCUCCCCCCC
Messenger RNA from Rhea pennata, 1510 nucleotides. RefSeq names its product copine-5. The coding region runs from base 16 to 1356 and encodes 446 amino acids. Gene Ontology annotation, molecular function: calcium-dependent phospholipid binding. The transcript is spliced from 16 exons. Gene Ontology annotation, cellular component: plasma membrane. Gene Ontology annotation, biological process: cellular response to calcium ion. NCBI's taxonomy places the organism in Eukaryota, Metazoa, Chordata, Aves, Rheiformes, Rheidae. The record is from RefSeq and is a predicted model, not a curated record.